Rhododendron vialii is the source of this 1854-nucleotide messenger RNA. RefSeq lists its product as uncharacterized. The record is from RefSeq and is a predicted model, not a curated record. The transcript is spliced from 14 exons. Lineage: Eukaryota; Viridiplantae; Streptophyta; Magnoliopsida; Ericales; Ericaceae. Bases 386 to 1567 code for a protein of 393 amino acids.
ACGACAACAAUUGAGAAUCAGGAAUGAAUAUUCAAUUCCGAGCGAUGUGAUUUCCAGUGAUUCAUGAGUAAUAUCAUUCAAGCGCGUUUUCCUUGUACUUACGUUGCUUGAAUAUUUGUCGACGAUGGCAGACCUUCAAGGAAAUCCUGGCCCAGGGUCGGACUUGUAUUUGAAUGUCACUGCCUAAUAAGCCCAAAAAUCUUACGGGCUGGCCAUUGGUUGAUUGGACUGGGCCAUCUCUCGCUCGCUCGCUCGUUCUCUCUCUCUCUCUCCGGUAAAACAGAGAUGCAUUAAUAAUCUCUCCCUCUCUCUCUCUGAAAGGUGUGCAUCGAAGUGUUGUGGUAAAAAUACUCUUGGGCGUAUACGUUCAACAAGCUGCGUAGAAAUGGAAGGACUUAGAAAGCUCGAAGAAGUACAGAGGACUAUACUACUGAUGCAAUCGGAAGGGUUUAUGUCUUGUUCUAACAACAGCAGCAACGAUCCCGACUCCGAUCGCUUCCUCUCCAAUUUCAUCCUCCUUUUGAUACAACCAUGUGGUGGACUUGAUGUGGAGAAGAAGUGCCAAUUGAUAUACGCGAACUUGCCCAAAAUAUCGGCUGUGUUUGCUGAAGAAGCUAUGCCCUGCCUUAAUGAGGAAGGAAAUUGUGAGAACAAAUCGGAUUUUGGUGCAUUGCAGACUGAUUAUGAAGACAUGGCUAUGGUUGGGCUGGGAGCAAUGCAAGAUGCAAACUCUACACUAGAAGAUUUCUGCAGAUCAUAUUUUAUGUUCCACGACAUGGAUGUUAAUAAACCACAAUCAAUCUUUAGAUAUUUACCAAUGCUCUCAUUCACAGAAAGCUACAUUUAUCAGUUGGAUCGGUUAAAUGAGAAACUAGUCAAAUUACCAACCGAAGGAGUUAAAGGUUUAGAACAAGGGUUUCAUGGAGCUAAUCAGAGCCGGGUUAUUAAGUUCAUAGAACUGUUCAAAACCAACCCAUUAAAACCUCUUAUUCUUCUACUUGAGCAUCAUGGACUUUUCACUGAGCGGAUAAGAGAAGAGUUUAGGUGCGGAGAAGAAUACUGGAGACUAGAAAGAAAGCUCUGUGGUGCGUUAACAAGCAACAAGAAGAUUGAAGUUGAAGAUGUGAUGAGGGCGGUUCAUCUGAAAUCAUUUGAUUAUCGGGUGCUGAAUCUUCUUUUGUACCAGUUACGAAGUGUAAAGGUUGAUGAAGUGCACAUGGAAUUCUUAUCAGUCUCAGAGUUCCUUGUGGAGCUGUCUGAUGAUUUGUUUGAUUAUGAGGAUGAUGUUUUGGAGAAUAAUUUUAAUGUUCUGCGAAUGUUUGUUAGAAUUCAUGGAGCUUCAGAAGCGCCAACUAUGCUGGCAAAAUGCAUUAGUGAUGCUGAAAAGAAGUAUGAUCGUUUAUUAAAAGCUUUGGAUCCCAAUCUCUCCUCAAAUUAUCAGGAAAGAUGUGAAGAAGCCACUAAAGAAGGAGGGAAGACAUCAGGACCUUCUCUUGGCACAUGGAGCAUACCUCCAGUAAUUGAAGACGAGGAUUUCUAUCGGUCGAAAACCCUAAAUUCCAAUUGACCAGGCUUACACUUACUACUCCCAGCAGUUCUGCAACCAAAUGGAUAAGAGCAUUAUGAUUGCUGCUCUUUAAACCAGAACUGGAGUUCUUCAUUUUCAAGUGUGCCAUAUUUUUUGUCAAGUAGUUGAGAAGACUACUUCGGUACUUUGGUUUGGAAGAGAAAUUUAUAAACUGGUCCGACGAUGAUCCUUAAUUGUUUUGAGCCUUUGUUGGAUUAUGUUGAGCGCAUUGAAUAUCAUAAAAUAGCAUUGGGGUAAUGGAUGAUUUGUCUGGUCGUUAACUUUAA